Thamnophis elegans (Western terrestrial garter snake) is the source of this 1258-nucleotide messenger RNA. RefSeq names its product kinase D-interacting substrate of 220 kDa-like. The record is from RefSeq and is a predicted model, not a curated record. The transcript is spliced from 9 exons. Gene Ontology annotation, molecular function: protein binding. Lineage: Eukaryota; Metazoa; Chordata; Lepidosauria; Squamata; Natricidae. Bases 38 to 1057 code for a protein of 339 amino acids.
UGUGAACUUAACAGAUAAAGAUGGAAAUACAGCUUUGAUGAUUGCUUCAAAGGAGGGACACAUAGAAAUUGUGCAAGAUCUCCUAGAUGCAGGAACGUACGUGAAUAUUCCUGAUCGAAGUGGAGAUACCGUGCUGAUUGGGGCUGUCAGAGGUGGUCAUGUUGAAAUUGUGAGAGCAUUGCUUCAUAAAUACGCUGAUAUAGACAUUAGAGGUCAGGAUAAUAAAACAGCUUUAUAUUGGGCUGUUGAAAAGGGAAAUGCUACCAUGGUAAGAGAUAUUUUGCAGUGUAAUCCAGACACUGAAAUAUGUACAAAGGAUGGUGAAACACCUCUUAUAAAGGCAACCAAAAUGAGAAAUAUUGAAAUAGUUGAGCUUCUGCUGGACAAAGGAGCAAAAGUUUCUGCAGUAGAUAAGAAAGGAGAUACUCCACUUCAUAUUGCUAUUCGUGGCAGGAGCCGUAGGCUUGCAGAAUUGCUGUUACGAAAUCCUAAAGAUGGCAGGCUACUUUAUAGGCCUAAUAAAGGUGGUGAAACCCCUUACAACAUUGAUUGCAGCCAUCAGAAAAGUAUUUUAACUCAAAUCUUUGGUGCUAGGCAUUUGUCUCCUACUGAAUCAGAUGGGGAUAUGCUGGGUUAUGAUCUCUACAGCAGUGCAUUAGCUGACAUUCUUAGCGAACCAACAAUGCAGCCACCCAUUUGUGUUGGACUCUAUGCCCAGUGGGGAAGUGGCAAAUCUUUCUUGCUCAAGAAACUUGAAGAUGAAAUGAAAACAUUUGCAGGACAGCAGAUUGAACCUUUGUUCCAAUUUUCCUGGCUUAUUGUGUUCCUUUCACUUUCAUUGUGUGGUGGCCUUGGAUUAUUGCUGGCAUUCACCGUAGAUGAAAAACUCGGAAUAGCCGCGGCACUGAGUUUAUUGGCACUGCUAUAUGUAUUUUUCACUGUAAUAUAUUUUGGGAGCCGAAGAGAAGGAGAAAUUGGAAUUGGGCAUGGGUGCUUAGCACAAGAUUGGCAAGACAUAUUGGCUACAUGGAAUUACUUCUUAAACUCAUGUUUGUGAACCCACCUGAACUGCCGGAGCAAACCACCAAAGCCUUACCUGUCAGGUUUCUCUUUACAGAUUACAAUAGAUUGUCCAGUGUAGGUGGAGAAACCUCAAUGGCUGAAAUGAUUGCCACCCUUUCAGAUGCCUGUGAGAGAGAAUUUGGGUUUUUAGCAACACGUCUUUUUCGAGUGUUCAAAACUGAAGAAACUCAAGGUA